AUGUUGGAUUCGAUUGAAAUCAGUGGACCAUCAGAAUUUGGCAAUAAUUUUGUCUAUCCUAUUGGUUUGAAUUGUGAUAAAUUGGUAACGCCGGGUGCGACAAUCAGUCGCAAUGUCAAUUUUAUGAGGGGUCAUGGAACUUAUACACGAGAUGAUGAACUUAUUGCGUCAGUUGGUGGUGUUGUGGAACAAGUCAAUAAGUUGGUCUCAGUUAGACCGAUUAAAAGCAGAUACAAUGGUCAUGUUGGAGAUGUCGUAGUUGGUCGCGUAAUUGAAGUUCAACAAAAACGAUGGAAAAUUGAGACAAACUCCCGAUUACAUUCCACAUUAAUGCUUUCGAGUGUUAAUCUACCCGGCGGUGAAUUGAGGCGUAAAUCGUUAGAAGAUCAGUUGAUGAUGCGCGAAUAUUUGAAAGAAGGCGAUCUUAUCAGCGCCGAAGUGCAAAAAGUGCAAUCUGAUGGUCAGUUAUCACUGCACACUAGAAAUCUUCGUUAUGGCAAGCUCUCGAUGGGAACUCUUGUAAAAGUUUCACCAUAUUUGAUUAAACGCCGGAAAACUCAUUUUCAUACGUUUCCAUAUGGUAUUUCAAUAAUAUUAGGAUGUAAUGGCAAUAUUUGGAUUUCACCUGUAACUAGUGAAGAUUAUGGAUUAACUGGAGGAUAUGUUCAAAAUCUUGAAGAAGUUAUUUCUAUGGAAAUUCGCACUGCGAUUGCACGAACUGCUAACUGCAUUAAUAUUCUUGCGAAAUAUAAUAUUCCAAUUUACGAUACUACAAUUAUUUUGGCUUAUGAGGCUUCGAAUGAUUACGAGGUAUACAAUUAA
Messenger RNA from Dracunculus medinensis (Guinea worm), 822 nucleotides. The record is from the annotation of a GenBank genome assembly. NCBI's taxonomy places the organism in Eukaryota, Metazoa, Nematoda, Chromadorea, Rhabditida, Dracunculidae.